AUGCCCGCUGUUGCGGCUAAAACCACGGGCCAGCCCGGGCGUGUGUGGCUUGUUGUGCUGACGAGCCUGACCACCGUCUUCCUGGUGUGGUGCCUGGACGCCCUUUUCGAGUUUCUGCCGCAUAGAUCACCAGGAAUAGAUAUCUACGGGAAUAGGACCCUCCUGCACAGGGUCGGCACGUUUGCGGCAGCGAAAAGCAGCGACGCCGCGCCGGUGCCCGGCGGCGCGAGCAGCGGCGGGAAACUCAGCGGCAGCAGCGGAACCUUCGACGGCAGCGGAGGGACGUUGAACAGCAGUGCUGCUGCGCGAUAUGACAACAUGACCAGGUGCGGUGUGCGCAUCCGCCGCUGCCGCAACGACUGGCUACACGAGUACUCCCGGCUCCACGCCGACAUCGCGGCCGGCCGCGCCCCGCCCCGCUGGCUCGUGUCGGUCGCGGUCGAGGCCGGCCUCGCCGACCGCCUGACAGGCAUGGUCACGCAGCUCUGGCUCGCCGUCCUCAGCCGCCGCGCGAUCGCCGCGCUCACCUACGGCGACCUGCCCGGCUUCGGCGCCGCGUGCGACGCGCCGCACUUCGACUGGCUGCAGCCGCCGCCGGGGCUGCCGCCGGACGCGGUGGAUCCGCUGAAGUACACCUACAGGGGCGUCCGCGGCUACGGGGGCGACAGGUCGUAUCCUCCAACCGUCAACGGCAGCGAGUACCACCCUCUGUACAUGAUCAACGCGGGCGACCUCAAGUGGAUGGAAACCACAAACCUGUCCAGGCUGCCGGAGAAGCGGCCCGAGACGCCUUAUGUCAUCUCCUCCUCCAACCGCGGCCGCUCCUACGCCAUCGCCAACAACCCCUACCACAAGGCGACGUUUGCGGAGCGCGGCGUGCCGCCGGACGACGCGUUCAUGUGCGGCUUCUUCUGGCUGUGCUGGCCCAACGCGGCGGUGCAGGCCUACUACCAGCAGUUCUGGGAGCCGCUGUCGGACCGCGCCGCCCUCAAGAUCGGGCUGCAGAUCCGCACCGGCGACGGCGUGUUCCGCGGGGAGGCCGUGUCGGACGCCGCAAAGGCUGCCGCCCUCGCGCGCGGCGCGAGCUACUUUGAGUGCGCGCAGGGCGUGGAGGACCUGCACAAGCUGCCGGGCCAGAGGGUCAUUUGGUUCAUCAACUCGGACUCUGUCGUGCUGCGCAUCGCGGCCAAAGAGAAGUAUGGGGACAAGGUGCUGACGGACACGGCCCUGAAGAUGGUGCACCCGGACUGCAAGGGCCAAAACCCGGGCGCGUGCGGGCAGUCGUCGAUGGACGCGUCGUUCCAGCACUCCCUGGGCAGCAUGAUCACGUUUGCACUGGUGGACUACCACGUGGUUACCGUGGACAGCGGGUUCGGGCGGCUGGGGUCUUACAUGUCGGGGCGGUGGGGCAACGACUACGAGCUGCGGCCGGGGGAGAAGUGCGACCCCAAGGCGCCGCUGCCGAAGAGCACCACAAACAAUUACUUUGCUGGGGUGCGCAAACGGGCCUGA
This is a messenger RNA of Monoraphidium neglectum, 1512 nucleotides long. RefSeq lists its product as hypothetical. The transcript is spliced from 2 exons. Lineage: Eukaryota; Viridiplantae; Chlorophyta; Chlorophyceae; Sphaeropleales; Selenastraceae. The record is from RefSeq and is a predicted model, not a curated record. The coding region runs from base 1 to 1512 and encodes 503 amino acids.